UAUCGGGAUCCAACCGGUUUUCAAGCUGUUCUUUUGUUGGAAAAAUUAAUUUUUCGGUUUAUUUGAAUUAGUCAUUUAAUUUGAUUUUUUCUCAUUCAAUUGUGUCUGAUUUUUUCUUAUUACUCUAUUAUUAAUUAGUUAAUUAGUUGAUUCUUUUCUUCAAACUGAACAUGUUUGACUUUGCAAGGGAAACUUUUCUCAAUUUACGUGACAAUUAUUGGAAUCCACCAACACUUUUUUGGGCAAUUUUCAUCUUCUCAUGGAUCGUUUUUAUUUGGGAUACUUACAUUGGAUGGCGUCAGUUUCGUAUUGUAUUGCGAACAACCAAAAUGCCUGUGGAAUUAUCUGGAAUCAUGGAUAGAGAAACAUUUAACAACGCUAGAGCUUAUAGUAUUGAUAGAACCAAAUUUACUCUAUAUUAUCAUGCAUGGAGUCAAUCGUUUUCAUCGAUUAUUUUACUCUAUGAUCUGAUGCCACUUUUAUGGAAUUUUUCACUGACACUUAUGGAACCUUUUGGUUUUGACAAAUCUUAUGAAAUCACACGAACAUUGGUGUUUGUAAAUGUUGGAGCUUGUGUCUCAAAAAUUAUCGAUCUUCCCUGGUCCUAUUAUUCAAACUUUGUUAUCCAAGAGAAACACGGUUUUAACCGGCAAACCAAACCUUUUUACGCUAAAGAUCAGGCCAAAAAGUUUAUCGUCUCUCAAGCGAUCACAAGUCUCAUUUUACCAGCUAUUAUUUGGAUUAUACAAAAGGGUGAUGAUUAUUUCUUCCUUUACCUAUGGGGAUUCUGUUCACUUAUCGUACUCCUUAUGAUGACUGUUUAUCCCGAUUUUAUUGCUCCUCUUUUCGACAAGUAUAUUCCUCUACCAGAAGGAUCACUUCGAGAAAAGAUCAACGUUAUGGCACAAAGUCUUAAAUUCGUUAACCAAGUUUACAUUGUCGAAGGAUCUAAACGUUCAUCUCAUAGUAACGCUUAUUUAUAUGGUUUCUAUAAGAAUAAGAGAAUUGCUUUCGAUACUCUCAUGGAAAAUCCUCCUAAAAUGAGUGAAUCAACCGAAGAGUUAACAAACGAGGAUAAGGAAAAUAUACCAGAAGAUGGACCAUCAAAUCAAGAACCAGCUAAAGUUUCAGCAACUGAAACUUUAAGUGAAGGAAACGGCGAUUCACCAGCUGACAUUUCACCUGAUGAAGAUGAAGGAAAAGAUAUAAAAGAAAAGAAGAAAAAAGGUUGCAAUGAUGACGAGAUUUUAGCUGUUCUUGGUCAUGAACUUGGUCAUUGGAAACUUAACCAUGUUUUCAUUAAUUUAAUUAUCGCCGAAGUCCAAAUGUUAUUAACUUUCAUGAUUUUCGGUUUCCUUUACAAAGAUCCAGUAAUUUAUCGGGCUUUUGGCUUCAAUGAUCAACCAAUUCUAAUUGGACUCUUAGUGAUAACUCAAUACAUUUUUGCUCCUUACAAUGAGAUUGUUGGAUUUUUGAUGACUUGUCUUACUCGACGUAAUGAAUUUGGAGCUGAUAAUUUCGCAAAGAAAAUGAACCGAGCAUCUGAUCUAAGAAGUGCCCUAAUCAAGUUAGGAAACGAUAAUCUUGAAUUCCCUGUAUACGAUUGGCUUUAUUCAGCGACCAAUCUCUCUCAUCCACCUCUUCUUGAGAGACUUAAAGCACUUGGUAAAAUCGAUUGACUAAAUGUUUGAGAAAAAGAAAGACAAACAAAAAGACCAUGAAAGAAACAAAA
Molecule: messenger RNA, 1732 nt
Organism: Panonychus citri (citrus red mite)
Lineage: Eukaryota; Metazoa; Arthropoda; Arachnida; Trombidiformes; Tetranychidae
Product: CAAX prenyl protease 1 homolog
Biological process (GO): CAAX-box protein processing
Cellular component (GO): endoplasmic reticulum membrane
Molecular function (GO): metalloendopeptidase activity
Source: RefSeq, a predicted model, not a curated record